GAAGAGAACUGAGGACUGAGGACUGAGGAGUGAGGACCGUCAAGUGCAGAUCAUCUUCCGAUCCACUGACUUCCUUCUUGCCUUCUCUCUCUGUUCUCUCUCUCCUCUCUCUUUACAUCUACCAGCCUCCCUCAUGGAAUCUCAAUCUAGUGAAAGAGUGAGUUCAGUGACAGAGGAAGUCUAACAAGAACCUUCGUAGUGGUGUUAGUUGUGUGUCUUCGUUCUCGGAUUGUGAUUCCCCAGGGCCCUCCCUUGAGCCGUGUCGCGAUGAGAGCAUGGCCAUUGAUGUCUUGUUUGCCGUGCGAGGACUUUUGGCCUUCGUAGCCUUCACGGAGUGGACCAAUGCCCUGCGUUGUGUGUUCUUCGAGCCCGCUUACCCGUUGGACAAGCUCUUCACCGGUCUCGAGGCCCCUCAGCCCGCCAAUCCCGACCUGAUUCGGGUCCUGGCCCAUUUGUACGCCCUCUUCAGUCUACUCAACGGCUUGAUCUUAGCCCAUUUGGCCGUAUACGCCCACUACCGCCCCCUGGUCAGCCUGGCCUUGAGCUCGGUGGUGGUCAAACUGGUCUGGUUAUUGGCCCACAUUGGGAUUUGGCCCACCAUUCGGCCUUCGCCCGAGUUGCUGUUUCCCGUGGUGUCCUGCGGGGUCACGCUUACGGGCGUGAUUCUCGUGCCCUGGGCUACGGGCGACACGCCCCUGUGGGUGGCCGGCGACGAUGAGAACCGCGAGCUAUUGCGGACAAUGAACUUGCCCAAGAAUCGCUCCCACCGACGGUAG
Molecule: messenger RNA, 776 nt
Organism: Tigriopus californicus
Lineage: Eukaryota; Metazoa; Arthropoda; Copepoda; Harpacticoida; Harpacticidae
Exons: 1
Coding region: 276-776 (166 amino acids)
Cellular component (GO): membrane
Source: RefSeq, a predicted model, not a curated record